Schizosaccharomyces octosporus yFS286 is the source of this 4630-nucleotide messenger RNA. RefSeq names its product Lid2 complex subunit Snt2. Gene Ontology annotation, cellular component: Lid2 complex. Gene Ontology annotation, biological process: histone catabolic process. Lineage: Eukaryota; Fungi; Ascomycota; Schizosaccharomycetes; Schizosaccharomycetales; Schizosaccharomycetaceae. Gene Ontology annotation, molecular function: ubiquitin-protein transferase activity; chromatin binding. The record is from RefSeq and is a predicted model, not a curated record. The transcript has a single exon. The coding region runs from base 1161 to 4496 and encodes 1111 amino acids.
GAGCAGUAAGGAUGCCUUGACGGAAAAGAGUAUUGUGCGCUACAAACAGCCAAAGCCAAUGAACCUCCUUGACUGACUUGCUUUUCAAAAGGAGUGUAUCCAAACAUAACUGCAAACAAAAAGCAGCCAAAACUCUUAUUAGUUAGUAAAAUUCUUUAACUUAAGUCUUCUUUCUUUCAUUACCCAUAUAUCUGCUUUUUCUGUAAUUGUGGUACCAGGUCUUACAUGGAAAAGCUCGGGAGCUCGAUAAGACAUUGUACAGUUUUCUGAGGCCAUAUCUUGAAAAGCUAUUGCUUGCGAGUUAUCAGAAAUAGAAGAAGGAAUCUUAUAUAUACUCCCAAAAUCUGUAAGAACAGCAUUCCUCAUAUCGUUGCUCAACAGUAAAUUCUCUAAAUUUAUGAUUAGUCCUCGCCGUAGUUCGUUACAUACCAGGUUUCACAUCUCCGUGCAGAUAACAAUUGGAACUUGGUUUUCUCGCUGGUUUGCUUUCCAUCCCUAAAUCAAUUAAGUUUGUAGUGUCGACAGUAUUUUCAGAUUCAGAUUCGUCGGUCCCAUUAUGAAGAUAUUUUAAAGCCUGUAAAAGACAAAUGGACCAGCUCAAGAUAUAACGUUUUGAAACAAAAGAGCCUUUUGCGUGCUGAUUCUGAACAAUUUGUGCAACAGUGCCCUUUUGAUAAAAGGGAAACAUAAUAUAGACAUAUUGAACACCAUCACUUUCCUUUUGCAACUGAACUUCCAAGCUUUUAAGUAAGUAAGGAUUAUUAAACUUCUCAUGAAAUUUUGCUUCAGUUAAUGCUUUUUGAGUGCCUUCUCGACCUGAAUGGCAUUUAAUCUUUUUUAGAGCAAAUUUCUGGCCGUUCUCCGCAUGUUCAAUAAGAUACACGAAUGCAUAACCUCUGUAUACUGUCAAUUUCUUAUUUAUUUCUAUAUUGUUGCGUACCCUUCACCGAGUAGUUGGAGCACUUUAUAUUGUUCGUUUUUUAACACGACCAAAUCGUUAUUCAGGAGUGAAGAAAUUAGGGGAUUAAUAGAAUUCCAUGUAUUCUUAAAAAAAGAUUGCAUUUUCUAGUAAAAUAAGUGUUUUUUAAAUCUAUCCUCGUUAAAGUGGCAUUGAGUUUAGCAUUCAAUGAAGGCUACUCUAUAAAUUGCCAUCUACCGCCAUGCAUUCACAAGAAAGGAGUCGUGAACAGAGCGCAAAAAGUGAAGAGAACAUGCAAAAACAUGGCAUUAGAAGAUUGGUUAUUAAAGGAUUUAAAAAUAGCGUUACCAUAGAGUACGUGACGCCAGAGAAUAAGCAAAAAAGUACAACUAGACGAUUCGUACUUCCAGAGCAGGAGAAAACGAAAAUUCAACACAUUCCUGGAUCUUUUGAAUUGAAUCCUAUACCUAAAAAUGGAAUUGUAUACUGUACAUUACUGAAUGGCCAACGGAUCCAGCCGAAUGACUUUGUUUUCGUAUCUUCCCCAUAUGCUGGCGAACCAUUUCAAAUAGCUCGAGUUAUGUCUUUUGAAAAGUCCGAAGCUUGCCUUGGAACAAAUUUAUAUGACUCUGUUCGCUUGAAUUGGUUUUUUCGACCGCGAGAUAUUCAACGAAAUUCUUCUGAUACGCGUCUUUUGUAUGCAAGUAUGCACAGCGAUAUUUAUAAUAUUGGAUUUAUAAAGGAACUCGUGAGUGUGAAACACAAAACUCAAAUCCAAAAUUUAAAUGACUACAAAAGACAGUCAAAGUGCUUUUACUACGAUCGUUUGUUUGAUCAAAACAUCAAUAAGGUUUUCGACUUAAUACCUGUUCAGAAUAUUAAGAAUCUUCCUAAACAUACCCUUUCUGAUUUACAGAGUAAUUAUGAUUUUGCAAUUGUGGAAUUAGCGAAAGGGCGCGCCUUGAUGGAAAACCCUCGACUGUGCAAUGUGUGCAAAGAAUGGUGUUCUUUGGAUCUUUCGGUACAAUGUGCUGACUGUAAUAAACAUUAUCACAUGAAAUGCGUACAACCUCCUUUGGUAAAAAAGCCACCCCACGGUUUUGGUUGGACUUGCGCGUUAUGUUCUGUUUCGCAUCGACAAAGGAACCCUUCUUUACGCAAAUCCGCAAAAUUAAUGGCAUAUAAUGAAACCGAAUCGAAUGAUACCUUGUCCAAAGAAGGUAUUGAUACUACUAAUAAAACUAAUGAUACUACUUUGGACACGUCCUCACAAGCUUCAGCUAUGGCCCCUGAUAACUACAUUAAACAAGAUGAUACCUUAAACUCUCCUGCUGAAGAACCCUUUUCAUCCUCAGAGAUGGAACCAAAUAAUACUUUUACAAAGCUUCGCCGCCUCCCAUGGAAUAUGCGUUACAUAGAUUUGCGAAGUGACUUUGACGACGAAAAAGACUCAGAUUUGUAUCCCUCACGUGUUCGCUCCAUUGCAUCGCCGACAUUUUCUCCAACUGCUGAAAGUCAGUCGAAAGCUCCUAGGUUACUCACUACAGCAGAUGAAGAGAUCGAUCAAAAUGUGCGUUCAUUAGGAAAUGAAAAGCUAGAUCUUCCCUCGUUUUUUUUCAAAUGGCCAUUAUUAAAAGAUAUUCCUUUAAAAGGGUUUUUGUUCCCUUUUUUUGAAACGAAUUUACGCGCAGGGAUGCUUCUAGUCCCUCUAGACUUUGACGAUUCGGAGUUAGAUGACUAUUUAAGGAAAAGCUGGAACCAGUGGAAAUAUCUGAAGAUUGAAAUAUCUCCUUUCGUUCUUUUAGAUGUCUCUAUGACUAUUUUAUACCAAAACCAGCUAAAUAUGGUCAAUGCUCUUGACAAUCUGCAAAGGCUUAUAACUGGAAGUGAUUUUCCAGAUCUGAAUUCCCUUAAAAUAGAUGAAAAGAAGUUUAAGGAGCUUGUUAAAGUUUAUGGAGGCUCUUUACAUUGUAUACAUCGUCGUAUGGAAACUCAUUGCUCUUUAAAAGAAUUAGUACAAUACUAUUUGGCCUGGAGUAUAUCUCCAAAGGGAAUAGCAAUUCUGAGAGAUUUCGCUAAGGCAAAGGAAAAAGAAGGAAGUUGGGAGGAAAAAUUCACUUUGUUUUCAAAUCCCGAACUUUAUGAUCCUCAUAAAAUGGCAAAGUAUAAAAAGCCGAUGGUCUGUCGUAAUUGUCAAAGUCGCAAGAGUACUGACUUUUAUGUCGGUCCUGGAACGGAUAGCACCAAUUUAGAGAAGAACAAGCUUGUCAUAUAUUGUGAAAAAUGUGGUAUUUUAUGGAAGUACUAUGCAACAACUUCGCAACAAGCGUUAAAUGUUGAGCUUGGUCGUUUCUCUGACAAAAUGGUCAAAAGAAAGAAAUCGGAAUGGGAGCAGUGGUUUGCUAACAAUCGCAAUAUUGUCGACGAUAAUCCAUCACGUGACAAUAGUCGAGGAAUAUCACCUGUAUUGACAAUUGAUAGUGCUAAGGCUAACAAUGUGAAGACAGGGGGUGAAAGCACUUCGUGUCUUCAAAGCCCACUCAACAAGAACUCAAGGAAUGGCACUCCAAAACCUAAAGCCCAAGUCGUUUCUUCACCCCUAAAUACAAAGAAGGAAUGUAAUUUAUGCGGCGGAAGCAAUCUUGAUAAUUUGGUUGAAUGCUACCAGUGUGGAUUAAUUGUUCAUAAAUCUUGUCAAGGAAGUAAAAUAGGAGCAAGCGAUCAGUCUAAAUUGAUAUCCGCCAUAUCUACUAGUCGAUCAACUAGAAGUGCGGCAAACAGUACUUCUAAACCCAACCAGUUGAUAGAAAAUAGUCAAUGGUUAUGUGAAAGCUGCACUUUUGUUACCAGAUUAGAGCUUGGUAAUUCACCUGAAUGUUUAUUAUGCUGUCAAACGGAUCCGCAAUUCUCGAUGAGAAGAACUGCAGAAUGUAACUGGGUACAUAUCCUAUGCGCUGCUUGGACACCCGGGGUCGUGAUUUCAAGUGGAGAUAAUGAACCGAUUUUAGGAAUUGGUAACUUACCCUCAGGUGUUUGGGGUAAUACUUGUGAAAUUUGUCGACAUGAUCAUGGUAUAAGCGUGCGUUGUCAAAACGAUUAUUCAUCGUCAGCUCACGUAAUCUGUGCUUUAAAGGCGGGAUGGAAUCUUUGUUUUGAAUUGAUUCGAAGGGAUACACCAAAGUUUGAUAUCGAACUCGGAAUGUCGACAUUAUCAUUUUUUAGCGGCCAGGACCCUGUAAACAAUGAAGCGGAUUUAACUCCUUACAUAUCUUUGAAACCGAUUUUGCUCCGUGGUUUUGGUAAUGUUCCGCGCAAUUUUAUAUCUCGUGCAAGCACAGUACCGUCGUUGGGUAAGAAUUCCUGGAAGGCUUAUUUAGAAGGCAUGAAUAGUAAACAUGCGUUUUAUUUCUUACAGACGGCUCAGUCCCAUGCGCCUUCCGAAGAUCAACAAGUCAUUGAUGAAAAAUGCAGUAGAUGUUCGACGACGACGAGUCCAUAUUGGUGGCCCGAAGGGCUUUGCCAUACCUGUUAUUUUCAACGUUCUUUAGAAAACGAAGUGCCCGUUGCCAAUGCUUAGACUUUUUUGGUAUUUAACGAUAUAUUUAUUUAAUUUAUUUGGGAUGGGAAAUUAUUUAUUGUAUAUAUGUAUACACAUAAAUAUUAUAUAGGUAUAAUAGAUCUUUUGUCUUUUCGUUUAUCUUUCGUCUUAAU